Molecule: messenger RNA, 4160 nt
Organism: Chara braunii
Lineage: Eukaryota; Viridiplantae; Streptophyta; Charophyceae; Charales; Characeae
Source: the annotation of a GenBank genome assembly
GGGACAUCAGCCCAAAACGCCACAGUCCUUACUGGCGUUCAGUACAGCGGUCCCAUGGUGGACAAGCGGGCGGCUACUCUGCCGUCCAAGUACGACGGGAGAGCAGACAUUACCUCUUGGAUUAGUUCCAUGCGGUCAUACUUCGAGGUUAUGCGGACACCGCGAGAGGACCGAAGUAUGAUAAUGGGGACUAAUACCGAGCCCGCCGUACGGAAUCACAUUGAGCUCCAACCUGUUGCUGCAGGCUAUGAACGAAUAGACCUGACUGAAUGGUUGAAGGUAACCCCAGUACGCACCCUUGAGGACCUUCUCCUCGCACGGUACCAAGACAAGCAUGCUGCGCUCAAGGCUAGGCUGAAGCUUGAGGCCCUCAAGGGUCAAACAUGGAGGUCCUCCAUGCAAGCUUUGGAACAACACUUGACUGGUAUGUUCACCACUCCAGAUCUGGGAAUGACUAACGUGUCUUGUAUGGAUGUAGUCAUGGGAGUGGCCCCUAAAGAAUACCUCUCCCUGUUGGCACUCAAAGACCAUACCACCUGGCGAGAGCUCACGACGGAUCUAGUCAACCUAGAGGCCAAGGACCUCGCCAGGCGGAAGAAGGCGCCCGUUGCAGGUGGGAAACCACAACGCAAGCGGUUUGGAAGCAGCAACCAGCUUGCACUGCAUGAUCAUCAGGAGGCUGAAGAUCAGUCCUAUGCGGAUGAUCUGUCUCUAAAUGACGAUCUAGAGCCGGACUCCGAUAUGGGCUGUUCCACUUCAGCCAUUGAGUCUGACGUCAACGAAGAUGAAAAACUGAAUGCUUUUAGAAAGACUGCUUCGAACAAGGGGCCCAACCGUGGUUCGGGUAAGGGAACUGUUGUCCACCUCCCCAAGAAUGCAAGGAUCCCUGAGAAACCGGAGGAUGCAUCUACCAAGCCUUGGGAAGCCCUCAGUAUCAGUCAGAAAGAAUGGGAAAGAAGAUCUGAACUGCGCAUAUGCCUGCAUUGUCAAAAGCCUGGGCAUGUUGUGCAGGACUGUUUUCGACUGCAGGGGAAACAAGCAAAGGGCGUAGAGGAGUCCUCAACACUCCCUACAACAAGGGAAGUUGGAACAUCAGUUGCAGGCCCCUCCGAUGAGCCUGAAUCUGAUCAACAGCCCACUCUUGAAGCCCGGAACGACGUUGAAUCCAAGGCUGCUGCAAUUCAUGUGCUUUACACUGAGCCUUGGGAGGAGUCUAAGGAAGUUGACUUCCACGCUCACAUGGAACACUGGCUGCAGCUCAAGCAGCAACGCCGUGUCCAAGGGAGUUUGGAGCUAACCUUCUUUAAACUGCUCAUUAACCGCCGUUACAUCCGCGUGCUGAUUGAUAGUGGUUCAACCACUAAUUUCUUCUCUCCUAACGGGAUUCGUAAGGCGGGCAUGGGAAUGAAGCAAGUGGGAUUGCAGAACCCUUGUCAGACCCAGGUGGGCAACCAAGAGGUUGUCACCUCUACACAUGCUGUCAAAGGUGUGCGCGUCACCUUUGACAAGGACCGCACUGUCACACAUGAGCUCAACUUCUAUGUCAUGGACAAGUGUCCGUUCGACGCGGUCAUUGGCUUGGGCUGGUUAAAGGCUCAUUGCCUAAGGACCAUGUGGGCGGACAAUCAGUUCGUGGUGCGUGAUGCCAAGGGGAACGAGCGUACCGUCCUAUUGGAUGAGACGCGCGAGUCCCCUGUGACUCUUCUAAGUGCAACCAAAUUCUGCAAAGCAGUGCGCAGGCGCAAGGAAAUUGAGCAUGUACAUGUAGCUUUUGUAAAGCCUCUCCAUGUGCCUUCUACUUUUGCUGCGUUUUCUACCUCCGUAAGUAACUCUACUUCUACCACCCCUGCUUCUAAUGUGAAUAAUCCUUCUACUUCUAAUCCGGUCGUCAUUGCUGUAAAUUCUCUGUCUAAUUUUCUUUCUCCUGAUGAGGAUGAUCCUCCACCGGAAGUCCCAACAAACAUUCGCCAACUAUUAGAUCGAUUCCCUGAAGUUUUGGUCGAACCUCUUGGAGUUCCCGAGCGUUCGGUCAAACACAAAAUCGAGAUAAUAGAGGGUAGUGUUCCUCCAAAGAGUUGCGUCUACCGUAUGGGACAAGGCGAGUUGGAGGAGUUGAGAAGGCAGAUUGAUGAUAUGAUUGACCGUGGAUGGAUUAGGCCUAGUGAGUGUGAGUUCGGUGCACUUGUCAUGUUUGUGCCAAAGAAAGGAGGCAAACUCCGGAUGUGUAUUGACUAUCGUGGCCUUAAUCGGAUCACCAGAAAGAAUGCGUACCCUUUGCCUCGCAUAGAUGAUUUGCUAGAUGCGGCAGGUGGGUGCAAGGUCUUCUCCAAGAUCGACCUCAAAUCUGGUUACCACCAGAUUGAAGUUGAUCCGAGUGAUCAGCACAAGACUGCAUUCAAAACACGCGAUGGGCUGUACGAGUUCAUCGUUAUGCCUUUCGGUCUUACGAAUGCACCGACCACAUUUCAGUGCCUCAUAGACAAGGUACUUCGCCACCAACUCAACAGGUUUGUGGUUGUGUACCUUGACGAUAUCCUGAUCUUCAGUAAAACCAUGGAAGAGCACCUCAAGCACCUUGAGGAAAUUCUGCAGGUCCUCAAGGAGGCGCAACUGCACCUCAACUUAGAGAAAUCUGAGUUUGGGAGGGACAGCGUCAUCUAUCUCGGGCAUAGGUUGUCUGCAAACGGCCUUGAGCCGGAGGCAACCAAGGUUGAGGCUGUUAUAACCGGAUUGCUGAUGCGCUGCCUCGUGGGUUCGUAUGACCUCCGAAGGAAACUGAAGGAGGAUCUGGUCGAACACACCGCCAAGGAUCCGGACCUUAGUCCCAUCCUUGAGCAGCUCAAGGCUGACCCGAACAGUCAGCUUGAUUUUCAUGAGUGCGAGGGUCUUGUAUUCCGCCGGUAUGGGAAGUUUGAUCGCUUAUGUGUACCCAACCAUGAGCCUCUCCGAACGCAUUUCUUGGAUCUGGCACAUGGUCGGAGUGGAAAUUUCGGCGUUGAGAAGACCUAUGAAACUCUUCUGCAGCAGUUUGACUGGCCCGGAAUGAAAGGAUCUGCUCAGAAUUUAUUGUUGAAUGUCAGAUUCACCAGCAAAGAUUGGAAGGACUUUACCUCUAAAAUCUAUGACAUUAAACUGAACAAGACUUCUGGUCGACACCCCGAAGCCAAUGGUUUGGCCGAGGAGAUCAACCAGACUGUCAUCCAACUACUUUGCGCAUUGAUUGUUCCAGAUCAGAACAUGUGGGACAAGGAGCUGCACAAAGUGAAGGGACUGUAUAACAACUCCAUCCACUCUGCAACUGGCGUGACACCAAACCAGUUGCAAUAUGGAUGGCCGAUGCGUAAUCCCCUCUCCUAUCUGUUCCCUGCACGGUCACCUGGUCUGAUGCCCGGCAUGCCUGGCUACAAUGCCAAGUACGCACGCUUGCUCAAAGUUGUUAUUGCAGCCAUGAACAAACGCCAACAUGCCAUGAUCAAACAUGCUAACAAGUUGCGCAAAGAAGAAAAAUUCAAAGUAGGGGAUUAUGUUUGGGUUAAAAUGUCUGAGUUUUCCGAUGAAGAGGGCAUAUCACGAAAACUCCUUCCAUUGUACUAUGGCCCUUGGCAGAUUCUCAAGGUGAUUGGGGAUGAUUUUGGUCCUUCAUACGUGAUUAACGUGCCCCCUCAUCUGCGCACGUAUCCGGUCUUUCAUGCGUCCAAACUGUUUCCACAUAUUGAUGAUGAGACGUUUCCCUUCCGAGACCCUAUGAUACCUCGCCCUAUCGACGACGGCCAUGAGAUAGACAGAAUCAUUUUUCACGAGGGAAGAGGGAGGAACAGACAGUACAAGGUUCACUUCCUCUAUCACCCGUUGACUGAGUUCUUCUGGAUCGACCGAAAAGAGCUGCUAAAGAGUGUUCCCCGUGUUGUGAACGCUUAUGAACGACAAAUCACUUAGGGACAGACUGCUAAAUUUGUUGCGACCAUGACUCCUCACGGACUUACCAAGUCUCCCCUUCUGAUUUAUUCUUAUGAUGCAUUUUGUGCCAACUCUGAAUGAGUUACUCGCUCAAAGGGACCUCGCUCUUGAGAGGGGGGUAAUGUAAUGACCCGCCAAAAACACAGACUGAGAACACUGUUGAUUUAUGGGAUUUGCCGCUGGAAUGAAUGCCUUGCUGAAAU